AUGUCGUCCGCGCUUUGUUUCGCCUGUUCGAGGUGCGAGCUGCCCAUUUGCUCGCAAAAGGACCUUCUCAUGGUGCCUGUCGCCGGUGGCACCACAGGAACAGCCUUUGAGUACCUGUUAGAGGACGUUUUGGCCCUGGAGACCUCCGUGCCGUGCUACAGCGGGGAUGAGGUGGUGGAAGUCAACGUCACGGUUUCGGAGGAUAUAAUUGCAAACAUUUUGCCCCCAGCAGCGCAUCAGCUGGCACUGGAGGCAGGUGUGGUGUCGCAACGCUCUGAGCAGCAGCAGCAGCAAGAAGGGCAAAGCAAUGCGGAAACCACGCAAACGACCCAACCCGGCGGCUCAAACCCGAGUAGUCCGAUGAACGCACUGCCUAACAGAAACAGCGUCGGAAGCACGGGGGACCUGGUGGAGACGAAUCCGGAGGAGGAGGAUGACCAAAAUACGACGGACACUUCACCGCGCGGGCUUUCCUCCACCGACGGAAGCUCUUAUCGGCAAGUGAUGCGGGCGUUGUCACGUUAUAGCCGUGCCCAAGAAACUCGCGUGGACCUGGUAUGCGUCAGGGAAGACGUGUUGGAGUGUGGACUCAGCCUUUGUACCAGGGGUCGUGCCACCGAGGCCCCCCCAGCGAGCUCGCCGUCUGCCUCGGCGGAGGAACUGCAAGGUGCAUCGUCUCCGACCCAGUGGUUUGCACAUCCAGGGAAUUUUAUAGUUGAGGAGUCCUUUGUGAAGGUACGGCGUCGCACAAAGACCGCGCGGUGUCCAUGGUUUGACGCGUACGAUUGUCGCGGGCGGCUGCAGUGCCCGGACUGCCAUCUUGGGCUAGGCUACUUGUUUGUGCGGAAGUCGGCGGAGCACCCCGACCCGCAGGCGGCAGUGUCCGAGGGGGAGGCUCACUCCGCACACCAGGCGUCGACUGGGGAGGAGGAAAAUGCCGAGGAUGUGCACGGGCCGCACCAAAAGCGGGAGCGGAAAGAGAGGGGGAACGAAGGCGGAAAUAAACAACAACAACAACAACAGCCGUGGCGGCAGCAACAGGAUGACGCUGACGAAAUUGCGUCGCAAUUCCCUUCCACGUUUCUGGGCUUAGAACUUAAAAAGAUACGGCAGCGCAAUUGGGGUCUGCGGGAUUUUCAGAGGCGAUACCAGCAGUCCCAAAAUAUCAACACCUUUCGUGAUAUGUUUCCAGAGGCAGAAAAGCUUGAGAACCUUUACAGCCGCCUCACGGCACUUCGCAUGCAAUCUGAGCUCUAUAACAAUCUCCUUCGUAAACACAAGGAACGGAAUGAUGUGCAAGGUGCGCUUCUUCUAAGUCAAAAAGAGCGCAUUCACACCUAUGAGGAAAAACUACGCACUAUGCAACAAAUCAUUGAAGCACAACGAGAGCAGUUGGAGAUGCAGGGUCGACAAAUCAAACAUCAGGAAGAAUUAGUGAGAAACCAUAAAAGUCAGGUCCACACACAACAACAGCAAAUACAUGUAGAGCAGCUCCUAUUGACAGAGCAAAGUCGCACGAUUGAGUCACAGCGAGAGCAACUGAAGCUCAUCCAGGUUCAUCUUAAGGCAAGAUUGGUAAAAGAGAGGCUAGACGAACGUUGUGAACAACUUGCCAACCUACUUCAUAGCCUAGGCGGAGAACGUCGCUUCCAAGUCUCCACAACUGAUGCCGCGACCGCUUCACUGCAACAUGCCUCACGGCCCCUUCUUCCACCUCCACAUCUUAUGGGGAUUGUGGGUCAUGAUACUCGCGUUCACGAGGAGGCAGAAGAUGAGGGAGGGGUGGACGAAGGAUCGAACAAUACAUUGUGCCAACGUCAUUCAAGUGGGAGGAUAACGCCGCGCCCUCGUCAGGAACUCGUGAUCAGCGAAAGUGAAAGUAGAGGUGCUGCCGGGCCAGAGCAUUCUGCUUGCCCCCCGCGAGCAUCGGUCAUGCCUGUUGCGGCCAAUGCAUCGCAUGGCCGGUCGAAGUCUAGCAGAAGCCUCGAUGUUUCCGAGCGCACGGCGGCAAUCACGCGGAAGCUCGCCGAAGAACGGGCUCGGCGGGGUGCCGGAAAGGGGCCCCUACCGCCAGGCAGCAGUUCGGUCGGCACUGCAGCGUCGAAGCACGCGACACAGGCCCCGGACGGCGCCGGUUCGUCUACUUAUCAAAACGCGUCCUAG
This is a messenger RNA of Trypanosoma conorhini, 2163 nucleotides long. RefSeq lists its product as uncharacterized. Lineage: Eukaryota; Euglenozoa; Kinetoplastea; Trypanosomatida; Trypanosomatidae. The transcript has a single exon. Bases 1 to 2163 code for a protein of 720 amino acids. The record is from RefSeq and is a predicted model, not a curated record.